UACCUACUGUGUAGGUAGGUAGUUCAAGCCGCCCCUCUCCGUAGCCCGGCCCCUCAGGUGUGUGUGCACCUUCCCGAAGAAGCCUACGCUCCUUCCUUUCCCGUACCUUUGCCCGAUAUCUUGGACCGUUGUCAGACGCAGGCCUACCGAAUGCACGCGCCACACCGGUUAAAAAACACACCACCGCCGACUUCAACCGCACGCCCUUCCUAUUACAUGGACAUUCAAUGAGUCCAGACUCACGCCCUGCACAUUUAUCUAACAGCGUACUCAUCCUAGGUAGCGACACGUAGCUUAUGUAUCCCUUUAGAGGUUCCAACAAUCUAGACCACAUAACCAAAAGCCACCUCUCUUCAGCAUCCAAAUAAUUAAAACACAGCAAUACCGCGCAGCCUUCUUACCAUCCCAACAUGGCCGCCGACAGCGUCAACUUCCGCCUCGCAACGAAAGAAGACGCAGUCCAACUCGAGCGCCUCAUCAACACGGCCUUCCGCGCCGACACAACCGCCCAGGUGUUCCUGUCCGCCGACCACACCAGCGUCGACGUCACCGACGCCGCCAGCAUAGCGGCCAAGAUCGCGCAGCCCGACUGCACGGUCCUGGCCGGCACCGACGCGGACGGCGCGCUCGUGGCCCACUGCAGCGUGCGCAGGCUCGACGCGGACCGCGCCUGGUUCGGCCUGCUCGCCGUCGACGUCGGCCGCCGCAACCGCGGCCUGGGCGGCCGGGCGCUCGCGUACGCCGAGGACUACGCUCGCAGGGAGUGGGGCGCCGCGAGGAUGGAGUUCGACGUCGUGUGCACGCGCGCGGAGCUGAUCGCGUGGUACGCGCGGCGGGGGUACCGGGCCACUGGGGAGACGACGCCGUUUCCGUACGACCGCCAUGGUGAUUGGAGGGGGGUUUUGAGGGAUGAUCUGCAUUUUAUUACCUUGGGAAAGGAUCUAAGUGAAGUCCCUGCAGCAACCGGAGCUGAAUAGUGCUGGUGUAGGAUAA
Phialemonium atrogriseum is the source of this 993-nucleotide messenger RNA. Its product is annotated as acyl-CoA N-acyltransferase. NCBI's taxonomy places the organism in Eukaryota, Fungi, Ascomycota, Sordariomycetes, Cephalothecales, Cephalothecaceae. The transcript has a single exon. Bases 411 to 977 code for a protein of 188 amino acids. Gene Ontology annotation, molecular function: acyltransferase activity, transferring groups other than amino-acyl groups. The record is from RefSeq and is a predicted model, not a curated record.